This is a messenger RNA of Colletotrichum karsti, 1053 nucleotides long. RefSeq lists its product as uncharacterized. The coding region runs from base 1 to 1053 and encodes 350 amino acids. Gene Ontology annotation, biological process: NADPH regeneration. Gene Ontology annotation, cellular component: cytoplasm. The transcript is spliced from 3 exons. The record is from RefSeq and is a predicted model, not a curated record. Gene Ontology annotation, molecular function: oxidoreductase activity; nucleotide binding. NCBI's taxonomy places the organism in Eukaryota, Fungi, Ascomycota, Sordariomycetes, Glomerellales, Glomerellaceae.
AUGGAACCCCUCAGAAUCGCCGUAGCAGGCCUCGGCCGCAUGGGCCGCCGCCAUGUUCAAAACCUCAUCUACCGCGUCCCUCGCGCUUCUGUUGUCGCCGUCUGCAGCACUGAACCCCACGAGCUGGAGUGGGCAAAUGCCUUUGAGGAGUACAAGGAAUUCAAUGUCAAGGUUUACAGCUCCUACGAUGAGAUGCUCAAGCACCCCGGCCUCCAGGCCGUGUGGAUCUCAACCAGUACCGACGUCCAUGCCAUCCAGACCUUGGGCGCCAUCAAGGCCGGAAAGCACGUCCUGUGUGAGAAGCCACUGAGUACAAAGAUGGAAGAGAUCGCCGAGGUCGUAGCCGCGGCCAAGGCUCACCCUGAACUCAAGGUCAUGGCCGGCUUCUCCCGCCGCUUCGACGCCUCGUACCGCGACGCGGCGACCAAGAUCUUUGACAAAAACGCCAUCGGGAGCCCUUUCAUCGUGCGCUCAAACACGUGCGACCUCCUCGACGACACGGGCUUCUUUGUCCGCUACGCGCCCCGUAACGGCGGCAUCUUCGUCGAUUGCGCCAUCCACGACAUCGACCUGUCACUGUGGUACCUCUCCGACCCGGUGCCCAAGGCGUGCUGGGCGACCGGCACGCUGCAGCACCAUCCGGAGCUCGCGCAGAUGAACGAUGUCGACAACGGCGUCGGCGUCGUCGAGUUCUGGGGCGGCAAGAUCGCCUACUUUUACUGCUCGCGCACCCAGGCCCACGGGCACGACGUCUGCACGGAGGUCACGGGCACUCAUGGUAAGGUGUCGGUUAACGUCGUCCCGAGGGCGAACAAUGUCGUCCUGGCGGAUAAGUUGGGCAUUCGGAACGAGGUGCAGCCGGAGUACUGGCAGCGGUUCGAGGACGCGUUCGCGCUUGAGGCGAAUGAGUUUACUGAGGCGGUGUUGAAGAACAAGCCGGUUCCGCUGCCUAUCGAGAAGGGCGUUAAGGUUAUGGAGAUUGGGAGGGCUCUUCAGGAUGCAUUGUUGACAGGUGAGGUCCAGAGAUUCAAUGAGAAGGGUGAGCGGGUGUAA